GAGAUGACUAUGAAAAUAAUCCAGUCAUAAACGAGGUAUGGAUUUGAAGAUAAUAUAAAUCUUAGGUGCAAUGUAUCACAUGGUAUCGUGCUUCUCUGUUCCCACCGGUACAACUGUUGCUUAGUGUAAUAAUCCUUGUAUGAAAUUUGGUAUACAAUUCUUAUUUUCCUUUGUGCUCUUGAUAAGUUGAGAAUACUUCUAUACGUUUCGAAACAAGUUUUUGCUGUUAGAGAGUCUUGUAAACGCUGAUAUUACAAAAUUUUUCAUAGCAGUCUAAGCAUAGUAGAUCCUUUCAUUAGUGAAUACUAAAAAUUUUGUCUGUUAGAAAUUUAAGAUCUCUUGUAUGAAUAUUGAGAUUUUAUGAAGUAGAAAAGUUCAGGAUCUCGAAUACUUUCUCGUAAUUUGUAAAAUACUUUGGUAGUUUGGUUCCUUUGUAUAUUUUCAUACGUCGAAUCCAUCUCCAAUUCAUUGUUCGGGAGUUUACUGUAAAGUGAUCUUGUUAAUUUAAGUUGGGUGUAACUGAUUGGAGAGAGGCACAGGGAGACAAUUCAAAAGGUCAUGGAAUGUGUAAAUUUACGGGACGAAGAAGCACCUCUGAUUCCUGGGAAUACAAUUCAAAAUCACACUAAAGAUGUCCAUAUACUGAGCAGUGCUUUCUUGUUAAUUUUUUUAGCUUAUGGUGCUGCUCAGAAUCUGCAGAGUACUGUCAAUACUGAGCAAAAUUUGGGUACUACUUCACUGGGGAUUUCAUAUGUAUCCUUCACUUUUUUCUCUCUAUUUUCUUCAACAACAGUUCGGUUGUUGGGUUCGAAGAAUGCUUUGAUUCUAGGCACAACUGGAUAUUGGUUAUAUGUAGCUGCUAAUCUCACACCAUCUUGGUAUUCGAUGGGACCUGCUGCUAUAUACCUUGGUUUUUGUGCUUCAAUUAUUUGGGUUGGGCAGGGAACAUAUCUUACUUCCGCUGCCAGAAGCCAUGCCAAUGAUUCCCAGUUACAUGAAGGAACGGUCAUCGGGAACUUCAAUGGAGAAUUCUUUGGAAUGUUUGCAAGUCGACAGUUCUUUGGAAAUUUGCUGACACUAGCUCUGUUAAGAGAUGGAAUGGAAGGAAAAACUAGUGGGACGACAUUUUUGUUUGUAGUCUUCCUUGGAAGCAUGACUUUAGGUAUCAUACUAAUGUUCUUCUUGCAUGAAAGAGAUGACGAAGGACGAAAUCUCAGAGCACCAAAAUCUUCUCUCAGUAGUAAAGUUAUUGCUCCUUUUUUGGACCUUCGAAUGCUUCUCAUUAUCCCACUUAUCGCAUAUUCAGGCUUACAGCAAGCAUUUGUGUGGGCGGAGUUCACUAAGGAGGUAGUUAAACCAGCACUUGGUGUGUCAGGUGUGGGUGGUGCAAUGGCUGUGUAUGGGGCCUUUGAUGCAAUUUGCUCAUUGGUAACUGGGCGACUCACCUCAGGUCUCUCCUCAAUUGCUGUGAUAACUCCUUGUGGAGCUUUAGUUCAGCUUAUAGUACUUCUAUGGAUUCUGCUGAGUUACAGUGCAACUAGCGGUGUUCUUGGUUAUGUCUACCCACUUUUGAUGGCAGCUAUGUUGGGUAUUGGAGAUGCAGUAUUCAAUACACAACUAAAUGCGUUGCUUGGAAUCCUUUUCAAAGAUGACACGCGAGGUGCAUUUGCUCAACUUAAGGUUUGGCAGAGCGCAGCGAUUGCACUGGUGUUCUUUCUGAGUCCGCUCAUCACAUUGAACGCAAUGUUAAUAAUAAUGAUCAUUGCUCUAUUCUUCGGAAUGGCUUGUUUUCUCUUUCUAACUCUGCAUUUGGAGAAAACUGUCUCUUCUCAAGUUCUCCUCUCUUAACUAGAAUCUAAAUGAUAUAUUAACGGAAAACAAAUAAAAUAAGUAUUUUUUUUAACUU
Molecule: messenger RNA, 1906 nt
Organism: Papaver somniferum (opium poppy)
Lineage: Eukaryota; Viridiplantae; Streptophyta; Magnoliopsida; Ranunculales; Papaveraceae
Product: UNC93-like protein 3
Exons: 10
Coding region: 559-1848 (429 amino acids)
Biological process (GO): potassium ion homeostasis
Source: RefSeq, a predicted model, not a curated record